Messenger RNA from Lecanosticta acicola, 966 nucleotides. NCBI's taxonomy places the organism in Eukaryota, Fungi, Ascomycota, Dothideomycetes, Mycosphaerellales, Mycosphaerellaceae. The record is from the annotation of a GenBank genome assembly.
AUGGACGGCACGACUACGAACGGCCAUGGCGCCGCUGACCCCAUUGCCGCGAAGAAGACAACCACCGCCCUCUCCUCCAGCGCAUCCCAGUCCUCCUCGUUCGCCGUCAAGGCCGGCUUGGCCCAGAUGCUCAAGGGCGGCGUCAUCAUGGACGUCGUCGACGCCGAGCAAGCACGCAUUGCAGAAGAAGCCGGUGCAUGUGCCGUCAUGGCGCUUGAAAGAGUGCCGGCCGACAUCCGCGCCCAAGGAGGCGUCGCACGUAUGAGCGAUCCGGCCAUGAUUCAAGAAAUCAUGCGUGCCGUGACCAUCCCUGUCAUGGCCAAGGCACGGAUAGGACAUUAUGUCGAAUGUCAGAUUUUGCAAGCCAUUGGGGUGGAUUACAUCGAUGAGAGUGAGGUGUUGACACCCGCGGACCCUACAAACCAUGUGGACAAGAACGGGUUCAACACGCCUUUUGUGUGUGGAUGCCGGAACUUAGGCGAGGCAUUGAGGAGAAUUUCGGAGGGUGCGGCGAUGAUCAGGACGAAGGGCGAGGCUGGUACCGGUGAUGUUGUGGAGGCUGUGCGACACAUGCAAACGGUCAAUGCUGAGAUUGCACGAGCCAGCUCUGCUUCGGACGCUGAUCUGCGACAAAUGGCACGAGAGCUGGAGUGCGACCUAUCUCUGCUGAAGGAGACCGCCAAGCUGAAGCGUCUGCCUGUCGUCAAUUUCGCUGCAGGAGGUAUUGCCACACCAGCCGAUGCUGCUCUCAUGAUGCAGAUGGGCUGUGACGGUGUCUUUGUAGGAUCCGGGAUUUUCAAGUCUGGAGACGCCGCGAAGCGUGCGAAGGCAAUUGUGCAGGCCACUACCCAUUACAAUGAUCCGAAGGUUCUCGCAGAUGUCAGCAUCGGCCUGGGUGAGGCCAUGGUGGGCAUCAAUGUCGAGAAGAUGCCAGAGCAGCAAAAGCUGGCCAAGCGCGGAUGGUAG